Molecule: messenger RNA, 1705 nt
Organism: Pecten maximus
Lineage: Eukaryota; Metazoa; Mollusca; Bivalvia; Pectinida; Pectinidae
Product: metabotropic glutamate receptor-like
Exons: 3
Coding region: 9-1367 (452 amino acids)
Biological process (GO): regulation of synaptic transmission, glutamatergic; G protein-coupled glutamate receptor signaling pathway
Cellular component (GO): membrane
Molecular function (GO): group II metabotropic glutamate receptor activity
Source: RefSeq, a predicted model, not a curated record
AUGGUGCUAUGGUCCAGUUUGAUUCAAAAGGAGAUGCAUUGGGCCGAUAUCGAAUCAUGAAUUACCAGAAGAACCCCAGAACCAAAAAAUACGAAUACAUUGUGGUGGGCAAUUGGUCAAUGUCACUACAAUUGGAUGUAGAUCGUCUUGUUUGGUCAUCUGGAACAUCCGGAGUCAUCCCGGAAUCAAGGUGCAGUGAACCGUGUAGCUUUGACCAGUAUAAGUACAUCGGAAAAUCUGGAGAUUCCUGUUGCUGGGUUUGUAUCACGUGUCAGGAUUUCGAAUACCUAAAGGACGAAUUCACGUGCGAAGAUUGUGGUAGGGGAAAAUGGCCAAAUAAGGAUAAAAGGGAUUGCCACGUGCUUCCUAAACAAUACAUGCAAUGGGAUUCAGUCUAUUCUCUUGUACCCAUGGUUUUGGCUUGUGUAGGUCUCAUCGCAACUCUCGUCGUUAUCCUCACGUUUAUGAAGUUUCACGAUACUCCCGUUGUCAUGGCGUCCGGACGAGAGCUGAGCUACUUUUUACUGUCCGGAUGUUUGAUGUGCUAUUUUAUAACUUUUAUACUAAUUGCCAAACCCUCGACUAUUAUGUGCGCCAUACAGAGAUUCGGGGUUGGUUUUGGAUUCUCUGUGAUAUAUUCAUCUUUAUUAACGAAAACCAAUCGAAUAUCGAGAAUAUUUGACAGCGCAAGGCGGUCGGCAAGGAGACCCCCUUUCAUCAGCCCUAAAUCACAAAUUGUUAUAACAUGUAUCUUAAUUUUAAUUCAAAUUUUAUUUACUAUCGUGUGGCUUGUAAUCGAACCGCCUGGGACUCGUAUUUAUUUACCCAACGGCAAGAGGAACGAGGUGAUACUAAAGUGUAAAACGGAUGACAUAUCUUUCCUGGUGUCGCUAAUGUAUAACAUGUUGUUGAUUGUUGUGUGUACUCUUUAUGCCAUUAAGACAAGAAAGAUUCCGGAGAAUUUUAAUGAGUCGAAGUUCAUUGGAUUUGCUAUGUACACGACAUGCAUCAUUUGGCUUGCCUUUGUUCCUAUCUACUUUGGAACACUCAAUUCUUUCCAGGUCCAGAUCACCACCCUGUGUAUCUCGAUCAGCUUGAGUGCUACUGUGGCCCUUCUGUGUCUAUUUACACCCAAAAUGUAUAUAAUCGUCUUCCAACCAGAGAAGAACGUUCGCCGCCUCACAAUGAACUCGGCCAGCUAUAACAAGAAGCCUCAGACCACGGCCAGCUCCAUUCUCACCAGUAACAAUCACGAUGCGUUUUCAGAGAGAAUUAAGCUAAGCGUGAAUUAUGACCAAAGAUUCGGUGUUACAACUACAGCCGAGAAGGAUGACAAAGAAAAAGAUACGCCGGCAUCAUCUCUUUAAAUCACACGGUGAUGGUGGCAAUUCGGAUGAGAUAUUUCUCGCUUUUCCAAGCUUGGUUUCGUGGAAUCUUGAGCAACACACCGAUACUAUAUGUAUAUUCAUUGGCCUUGUGACACGUGUUUUUCUUGUCGUAUUUACUAAGAGUCAGUGCACAACAAAAUGCAAUUCCGAACUGGUGUGGUUCAAUUUACCUUGUAGCUUACGUGUGUAUAUUUUUACUUGUGAACGCAUUAGUUUCCAAACUAAGCAUCCAAAUCAUUUAUUUUCCCAUAUACUUCUUGGCAAGUGAAGCUGGUGUUAAUGAUGAUGAUGAUGAUGAUGAUGAUGAUGAUGACGAU